AUGGCUGCCGAGAACUCCUCCUCCGUGACAGAGUUUAUCCUCGCAGGCUUAACCGACCAGCCGGGACUCCAGAUCCCCCUCUUCCUCCUGUUUCUAGGUUUCUACGCGGUCACGGUGGUGGGGAACCUGGGCUUGAUAACGCUGAUAGGGCUCAACUCUCACCUGCAUAUUCCCAUGUGCUUUUUCCUCUUCAACUUGUCCCUCGUAGAUUUUAGUUAUUCCACUACUCUCGCCCCUAAAAUGCUGAUGAGCUUUGUCUCAAAGAAGAACAUCAUUUCCUAUGCAGGGUGUAUGACUCGGUUUUUUUUCUUCUGUUUCUUUGUCUUUUCUGAAUCCUAUAUUCUAUCAGUGAUGGCGUAUGACCGCUGUGUGGCCAUCUGUAACCCACUGUUGUACAUGGUCACCAUGUCUCCCCAGAUGUGUUUGCUCCAUUUACUGGGUGUCUAUGGGAUGGGGGUUUUUGGGGCUGUGGCUCAUAUGGGAAACAUAAUGUUUAUGUCCUUUUGUGGAGACAACCUUGUCAAUCACUAUAUGUGUGACAUCCUUCCUCUCCUUGAGCUCUCCUGCAAUGGCUUUUACAUAAAUUUACUGGUGGUUUUUAUUAUUGUGACCAUUGGCAUUGGGGUGCCGAUUGUCACCAUUUUUAUCUCUUAUGGUUUUAUUCUUUCCAGCAUUCUCCACAUUAGCUCCACAAAGGGCAGGUCUAAAGCCUUCAAUACCUGCGGUUCCCACAUAAUUGUGGUAUCGCUUUUCUUUGGGGCAGGUGCUUUCAUGUACCUCAAACCACCUUCUAUUCUACCCCUGGACCAGGAGAAAGUGUCCUCCAUUUUUUAUACUGCUGUGGUGCCCAUGUUUAACCCAUUAAUCUACAGCCUGAGGAAUAAAGAUGUCACAGUUGCCCUGAGGAGAACCUUUUGCAGAAAAUUAGUCUCUUAA
Nomascus leucogenys (northern white-cheeked gibbon) is the source of this 936-nucleotide messenger RNA. RefSeq names its product olfactory receptor 8B12-like. Gene Ontology annotation, biological process: sensory perception of smell; G protein-coupled receptor signaling pathway. Gene Ontology annotation, molecular function: G protein-coupled receptor activity; olfactory receptor activity; odorant binding. Lineage: Eukaryota; Metazoa; Chordata; Mammalia; Primates; Hylobatidae. Gene Ontology annotation, cellular component: membrane. The record is from RefSeq and is a predicted model, not a curated record.